This is a messenger RNA of Lodderomyces pseudojiufengensis, 660 nucleotides long. RefSeq lists its product as uncharacterized. The transcript has a single exon. Gene Ontology annotation, cellular component: mitochondrion. The coding region runs from base 1 to 660 and encodes 219 amino acids. Lineage: Eukaryota; Fungi; Ascomycota; Pichiomycetes; Serinales; Debaryomycetaceae. Gene Ontology annotation, biological process: mitochondrial fission. The record is from RefSeq and is a predicted model, not a curated record.
AUGUCCUCAACUGAUAGUUCAUCCUUGAAAGAUACUGUAUCUAAAGUCCAAGGGUCAUUAGAUCAUAAACAACCAGAGGACCAAGAGUCAAAUCUUAGAUAUGCAGCUUAUGCAAAUAGAAUAAGAACUAUAUUAUUAGCUUCACAUCGUUAUGUUGCAUAUACUUCAGAUAUUGGUGAAUCUUUUAGACCUGUGGCUCAUCCAUGGAUAGUUAAAACAGGUUAUGCAAUCUCAUGGCUUUAUUUGAUUGGUGAUGUUUCUUAUGCAGCUUGGAUGACGAACUUAAAGAGUCAAGGUAGAUACGUACCAGGCUUAAAGCCAUGGGAUCCAGCACCAGCUCCAAAUUUAAUAGCUGCUGAAACUUUUAAAGAAACUCAUUCACCAAUAGAUUCAGAUUGGAAAAUAGUAGCUGUUAAAAGAGGAGUUUUUCAGAGUAUUGCGUCAAUGGGAUUACCUGCUUUUACUAUUCAUUCAGCCGUUCGUUAUUCAUCAAUAUUAUUUAAGAACGCAGCAAAACCUUUAAAAACUUAUGGACCAGUUGGUGUUGGAUUGGCUAUUGUUCCUGCAUUACCUUAUAUAUUCGAUGAACCAACUGAACAUGUAGUAGAUUACAUAUUUGAUAAAGGUUAUGAGUAUUAUAAAAAGGAAAAAUUAAAUUAA